This is a messenger RNA of Scylla paramamosain (green mud crab), 585 nucleotides long. RefSeq lists its product as uncharacterized. The coding region runs from base 82 to 585 and encodes 167 amino acids. The record is from RefSeq and is a predicted model, not a curated record. The transcript has 3 exons. NCBI's taxonomy places the organism in Eukaryota, Metazoa, Arthropoda, Malacostraca, Decapoda, Portunidae.
UUUUUCAAUCCCUAGGAAGGAGAGAGCGCGAGAAAAGACGGGACAUCCUACAAAGCCUAACAUUUCUGCCAAUAUUACAGAAUGGAGAGCUUAGGAUACCACACGGAGGGGGGUGAAGGAGCCUUGGGGAUGUCUGAAGGAGGGGUAGUGAAGGAGGGAGGCCUGGAGGUGAAGGAAAUGCAGAAAAUUCCUCUAAUACUGAACGCUUCUCUGGUCAGACCAUCCUUCAUUGAAUAUUUGGACCGAGGCUUCGAGAUACGAGUGAGCCAGGUGAACACCCAGAACAGCGCUAUCCUGCCUACUUGUGGUGUGGCAGCCCUGAUCGUCACACUCCCUCCCUUCACCUUUUCCUCCUCCUCCAGCAAAGAAGAGACGUUUAAUCAGCUGGUGGACAGGGUCCGCGCCUUCAGCCGAAUACACGCGGGGGGCGUUGUAAUAAUGGUGGGUGCUGUGUUUGGCAUGGAGGAGGUGAACGGGGUGUUGGGGAAGUUAUCAAGGGAGGUUACUGCCACGCCCACCCCUGCUACUGCCUGCCCAUGGGGAAGCCCAGGCUGCCGCGCACAUACAACUACUGUCAAAGGUUAG